Cladophialophora bantiana CBS 173.52 is the source of this 1875-nucleotide messenger RNA. RefSeq lists its product as uncharacterized. The record is from RefSeq and is a predicted model, not a curated record. Gene Ontology annotation, biological process: regulation of DNA-templated transcription. Lineage: Eukaryota; Fungi; Ascomycota; Eurotiomycetes; Chaetothyriales; Herpotrichiellaceae. The coding region runs from base 1 to 1875 and encodes 624 amino acids. The transcript has a single exon. Gene Ontology annotation, molecular function: DNA-binding transcription factor activity, RNA polymerase II-specific; zinc ion binding.
AUGGUCUACGCGGGCCCGUCGCGCGGAUGCAGCACCUGCAAGAAGCGUCGGAUCAAAUGCGACCUGAGCCGACCAUUUUGCCAAAACUGCUCGAAGAGGCGACUGCCUUGUCCCGGCGUCCCAGAUCCACCCGGCAUCCAGUUCAGAGACGAGACCGAGACGGUGAUACAGCUGUUCCAAGGAGGAGCAGGAGCCAACGACAAGGAAGGCUCAGGAACCGCCGCCGCCGAGGACUAUGAAUAUCCUAAUGCCGUGGUCCCCAAUCUCGGCGAGGAUGAGAACUUUGUCUCGCUGUGUUUCUUCUUCCACAACUACAUGAUGAGCGGCAGGGGCGUGCAGUCUUCGCGCGGGUUGUUCGAGCAUUUGAUCCCGUACUAUCAGCCAACUGAUCCGGACUCUCUUAUAUCAGUCGCCACUGCUUCUCUCACGGCUACCAUGCUCUCGAUGUGGCGCGGCCGGGCACCCGAUUCGAUCUUGUCGAGAAGGUACUACGGACGUGCUAUCGAUCUCUUGAAGGACACGCUCAAAACUCCCCACGGAUGCCAGGCCGACACGACGUUGAUCGCCAUCAUCGCUCUGCAGUUCCGGGAGGCGCUGAUCGCCCAUCGCAAGAUGGCCAAAGUCGACGGGAGCCACCAAAGAGGCGCAUAUGCUGUCGUCAGCUACAGAAAGAGCAAGGGUUUCUGCGACAUGGCUUCCAAGCGCCUACUGCAAGAGGUGCGCAGCACCAUGGUGUCUGAGGCAAUUCGGACGCGCCAACCAGUCCAAAUCGACCCGGCCGUGUGGGAAGACGACGGACCCAUGCCGUACAAUCCGGCCAGCGAUCUCGACCAGAUCGCCAUCGACCUUGCCAACCUGCAGGCCUUGUUUGAACAAUACAAAACGACAUUGCAGAUCGCGUUUGCAAAGGGCCAGAGAGUGUUGACGGCAAAGGAUCUCAGCACAAUAGCGUCGUUCAGGAGGACAGCAGCUGCCAUUGACCAGCGCCUCCAGAUCUGGGCCAGCGCGCAGUACUUGUUCUACUCGCCCUUCCGAUUGACGGCAGAUGAGAUCCCGGAAUCGGUCAGAAAGGCCGGGCUAUACGGCGACUUUUGCAACGUCUAUCCGACCGUCCAGAUCGCGGGCGUGUGGCACGCGUACAACAGCUACCGGCUGCUCCUUGUCAAGAUGAUGCUGUGCGCCGACCAGACCGUCCGCGACACGCCGAGGGAAGACGACGUGCUGCUGUCGGAGUCCGAGGCGUGGAGAAAGGCCGCCGAGGAGACGCUCCAGCACGGCGUCGACGAGAUCUGCGCCGCCGUCCCGUUCCAUCUCGGCAACCGCACCGACCCAGGCUCCAUCCACGAGCUCUCCAACACGGCCGACAUCGAGUAUCCGUGGCCGUCGCCGAGCAGAGACCCUUACUCGAAUCCAUGCAGUCCAGGCAGGGAGUACGCGCGAGAACACAACGUCAUCCCGCUGAGCGGCGACGAGCGCAAGCGUCAGAACCUCUGCAUGGGCGGCUACAACAUCCUUGGCCCCAUGGCCUUUGUGCUGGGCCUGGCGGGGGAGCCUCUCGAUCUGACCGGCGUGCAGCAGCGUGAUCCGCCGCCCCCUAUACUUGCAUCGUUGCUUCGCCAGGACCAGAUCCCCUGGCUUGCUGGACAAAUGAGGAGGGCUCUGAAACUCCAUCGCAUAAGGAGAGAACAACACCCGAGAGGAGGAGGAGGAGGCGGAGGAAGCAAAGCCAACCACGGACCCCCAAACAACCGCACUCCUCCUCUCGCAGAGAGCUCGAAACCAGCAGCCGCGGAGAAGGACGAUGCCGGCAGCGGCGAUGUCGCCCUGGAUGUGGUGCGGGUGAAAAAAUCAAUGAAAUAUUCCUUUGGCGUCUGA